Messenger RNA from Styela clava, 2381 nucleotides. Its product is annotated as calcium channel flower homolog. The record is from RefSeq and is a predicted model, not a curated record. Gene Ontology annotation, cellular component: membrane. Lineage: Eukaryota; Metazoa; Chordata; Ascidiacea; Stolidobranchia; Styelidae. Gene Ontology annotation, biological process: vesicle-mediated transport.
AUUUUUCUCUUUAGGCGUCUAAUAACUAAUUAUCAAGAAAAUCAAAUUUUAAUUAAAUAUAUUUUCCGCACUGCUUCCACUGUUACAUUUGUGAAUAUCAGGUUACCUAAAGUUUAGUGAAUCUAUUUACUGGACAGAUAAAAUAUGUCUAGUGAACCAUCAACAACAGAUCCUGAGAGUCAGUCUGCACCACAAGAUCAAGCAACAUGGUGGUGUAAGAUUCUUGUCAAAAUUGUUGCAGUGAUUGGGGCAAUAGCUGUUGUUGCUUGUUCAAUCACUGUAUUCAUCACAGUACAGCCUCGAUGCCUGGUUGCAGGAAUUUGGAUGCUAUUGAUUGCAAUUAUUAUAAUCAUGUUGGAAGUCCCAUUCUGCUGUCAAGCUUUUGAAUUCACCAAAGGAUUUGCCAAUCGGACCAUGAAUCUGAGAUAUUGGCAUAAGGGUCUUCUGUAUUGCAUAAUUUCAAUGGUACCUGUUGCACUAUGUUUUGGCAUUAUGACAGUAGCUGGAUGUGCUGUUCCAUUCUGCACAGGAGUCAUCUACGGACUGAUGUCUUUGGGGAAAAAGGCAAGCAGAGGAGAAAUGUUAUCAUCUGCAAGAGGAAGUGACACAAAAAAUUUCACUCAAUUUGAAAAUGAAGCAGAAUAAAUAUAAACUUUUCUAUUUAUUACAUUCACAGCAUCAUUAGAAGCCCAAAGUUUAAUAACUAGUUUUUCAGAAAUUUUAACUAGCACUGCUUGCCAAACGUGUACAAGCCAGUUUAUCAGCAAAGAAAAAUCUGUGGAAGGUCUUCCAUGAAAAAGUGAUAUUCUCUUGAGAUAUAUUGUUAAUUUGUCCCACUAGCCAGUGUGAUAGAUUUUAUGACCAAUUUUUCAUUAUGUAUGUAUGUUUAUUCGGCUCGUAAGAGCAAUAUAAAAAAGUUGACCUUUAUCAAUAUCUAAACCGGGAUUUAUUCAUAAGACCAUACUGGCCUAAAACUCAAAUAAAAAAUAUGGUACCUUAUACAGACAGUUUUGCAAAGCAAGAAGUUGGGGCUAGGGUGUGUUGUUAACAGGGGUAAGUGUUAUCAAAAUAAACCUAGGACAAUUUUGGGGCCUCCACAAGGAUGCGCACAACCUGAACACAGUAGGUGUGUACCGGUUAGGAUUCAGGUUGUGCGACAUCUAGGUGCGCAUACUUCUGGACCACCCAAUUUCGUUUGCGUCAAAUAUGUUGACCCGAUGCCGAAUGUGUUGCAGUACCUGCAUCACUAACAAAUCAUAUACGACCUACCAAAAGCAUUUAUCUCAAAUGUCAACUGUAUAUUUGUUUAUUAUUAUAUGUAUUUUUGUGAUUAUUCACAGUGGUAAAUAAAAAUCAUGUUAAAUUUCACUUUUAAUGCAUUAAAGGGGGAAAUAUCUAAAUAAUUUUUAAGUGUGCCAUUUUCGUAUAUAUCAAAUAGUUUUUCAAUUUCAAGUCGAAAUUUGCUUGAAGGUCAUCUCUUGUUAUAUUUUUAUCUUGUCCCAGUGGUUCUUUACACUGUGAAGAUUUGGUGCUGAUACAUUACCAUCUAUUGUCAAGUUUUUUUCUUUGUUGUAUAUAUGGGUUAUAACAAUAAUAUUGUUUUUUUAUAGUUGAAUGUACUGAAUAUUUUAUUAUUGUACUUGUGUGGAAUUGGUUUAGUUUGCGAUUGUAUAUUAUAUAUCAAAUCAUGCUAUGUGGCCAAUUAUUCUUCAUAUAAAUAAUUUUGGAUCUAAGAUUCUCUAAAUACCUAAAAUUCUUUUCAGUUAUAAAGCACUCUAAGAAUCUAUGACUUAUCUCAAUUUCUGGCAUAUUCAAUUUGACUGUCUGACCUCUAGCACUUCACUUUCUGUUUUCUUAUAAUUUUCAUGGUUUCAAAGCAAACAAUAUUGUAUUUAAUUAUAUUAAUUCUUGUUAUUUGUUGCUAUUUCACCUUAUUGCCAUGUGUUAUAAAAAACUUCCUCCAUACUCCUCGACAAUCAACUUGAAUGUAUCUGUAAUGUUGGAAUGGCUAAUGUUAUGCAUAUUUCAAAUAAAACGUCCCAGUACACAAUUAAUAUUAGGGAUAUGGUUCAGGUUAGAACAAAUUUGGAUAAAAAAUAGUAUUCAAGUAACUGCUCGCUCCACUGAUACCUGUUCUGUAGUGAUGGUGUUAUUCAAGGCACAUCUCCUACAUUCACAAAACAUACAUAGGUUUGUCUUUAAUUGAUUUAGUUCAAUAAUGAUUAAUUCUAGUAAACUUGACCAAUUUUUUUUCUUGAUGUUUUGGCUUUCCUGGUAUGAAAUGAUUUAGUAGGCUAAUUGGUACACUAUUUUAUCUUUACAUGUUUACCAAGUAUUUUAUUAUAUCUCUGCUGCGCUUGAAUAAACGUGCUAUAUGUUUA